CCCGCAGUGGUCCGGAAACCCUGGGGGCGGAAGAGGUGCUGGAUAGGAGGCGGGUGGACGCGGUUCUCUCCGGAAGGACUGUGGCUCCUUUAGCCCCGCCCGCCUCGGUAGCUGCCUGAAGUAGUGCAGGAUCAGCCCGCGAGUUGCAGGUCAUGGCCCUGGCCGCUCGACUGUGGCGCUUUCUGCCAUUGCGACGUGGAGCCGCCCCGGGGCCUCGGCUCCCUGCGGGGACUUCGGGCAGCCGUGGGCAUUGCGGCCGCUGUCGAUUCCAUGGCUUUGAGGUAAUGGGAAACCCAGGAACUUUCAAAAGAGGCCUUUUACUCUCAGCUUUGUCUUAUUUGGGUUUUGAAACUUACCAGGUUAUCUCUCAGGCUGCUGUGGUUCAUGCCGCAGCCAAAGUUGAAGAAAUACUUGAACAAGCAGACUACCUGUAUGAAAGCGGAGAAACAGAAAAACUUUAUCAGUUGCUAACCCAAUACAAAGAAAGUGAAGAUGCAGAGUUACUGUGGCGUUUGGCACGGGCAUCACGUGAUGUUGCUCAGCUUAGCAGAACCUCAGAAGAGGAAAAAAAGCUAUUGGUGUAUGAAGCCCUAGAGUAUGCAAAAAGAGCACUAGAGAAAAAUGAAUCACAUUUUGCAGCGCAUAAGUGGUAUGCAAUCUGCCUUAGUGAUGUUGGAGAUUAUGAAGGCAUCAAGGCUAAAAUUGCAAAUGCGUAUAUUAUCAAGGAGCAUUUUGAGAAAGCAAUUGAACUGAACCCUAAAGAUGCGACUUCAAUUCACCUUAUGGGUAUUUGGUGCUAUACAUUUGCUGAAAUGCCUUGGUAUCAGAGAAGAAUUGCUGAAAUGCUGUUUGCAACUCCUCCGAGUUCCACCUAUGAGAAGGCCUUAGGCUACUUUCACAGGGCAGAACAAGUGGAUCCAAACUUCUACAGCAAAAACUUACUUCUUUUAGGAAAGACAUACUUGAAACUGCACAACAAAAAGCUUGCUGCUUUCUGGCUAAUGAAAGCCAAGGACUAUCCAGCACACACAGAGGAGGAUAAACAGAUACAGACAGAAGCUGCUCAGUUGCUUACAAGUUUCAGUGAGAAGAAUUGAGAACUUUUCAGAGACGAUGUAUGAAACAGCUAAUAAACAUUGCCUUUUCAUUUAAUUAUAAAGUUAAUAUAUGAACUAUAACUGUUCUACAGCUUUUAAAAUGUUGUGACCAUUUAACAGUGUAAAUAUAAAAAAUUCUAGGCUUCUUCACAAAUAAUAAGGUAAAAUAAAUAAUCGCCAUAAGAGUGGUAGAAAUAAAUCUCCAUGGCUCAGGCAAAGAUUAUUUUGCAUCUUGGAUACCAGCAAUGCAAAAUGGUAUGAGAUUUCUAAGGAUUGAUCACAUUGGGAUGGGAGAUCAAGCAAAGAAAGCUUUGUAGAGGAGGGGAAAUGGAUCUAUAGGGGAUAUACAGGGGGAUGGAUUUUCAAGUUAGAUUGAUUCUAAGUUGAGAUCUUUGCAGAGAAGAUGUGGUGAAAGUGGUUAGGAUUUUGUGGUUUCCUGACAUAAAGUAGUUAAAUGAUGUAUCUUGGAGCUAACCUGUAUAAGGAAAGAAUUAAGUCAGGAGAUGACUAAAAAUUGAGUGGUUUCCUUUUUUAUUUUUAUUUUUUUGAGACAGAGUCUCACUCGGUCACCCAGGCUGGCGUGCAGUGGCACAAUCUUGGCCCACUGCAGCCUCCGCCUCCCCGGUUCAGGUGAUCCUCCUGCCUUAACCUCCUGAGUGGCUUGGAUUACAGGCUUGUACCACCACACCCGGCUUUUGUAUUUUUGGUAGAGAUGGGGUUUUGCCAGGUUGGCUAGGCUGAUCUCAAACUCCUGGCCUCAAGUGAUCUGCCCACCUCGGCCUCCCAAAGUGCUGGGAUUACAGGUGUGAGCCACCACGCCUGGCCAGUUUCCUCUAAAUGUGGUGUAUAGUCUCAUGGUAGACUGAAUUUGUUAUCAGACACAAAGCUCUAUUGCCUAAUGGAAUGGAAGGAACACAAAACUUAAGAGUGAAAUGGAAUACUAAGAUGUUUUUAUAUAGGCAGGACUAUGCUACUAACUUGAGGCUGGAGUGCCACCACUGCAAAAUCUUUUUAAGUUUUGUAAAAAGGAGCAUCACCUUGAAUUCACUUAGAUAAAGAGAGACUGUGUUUAGGUGGGUUUUUCCCAAAGGAUUUGGAAAUUGUAAUGUUACAAUGAACUGUAUGGAUAUGUUUAUCAUGUACAUUUUCAAACAAAAAGGAAGACUGAAAGUAGGGAUCUUUGUACACCCAUCUCAGAUUCAAUGAUUUUGCUAUAUAGGUUGUGUAUCUCUUAUCUGAAAUACUUGGGACUAAAAGCAUUUUGGAUUUGGGAUUUUUUUCAAAUUUUGGAAUAUCCGCAUACACACAAUAAGACAUCUUGGAGAUGGGAUCCAAGUUUAAACACAAAAUUCACUUGUUUCAUAUAUACCUUAUGCACAUAGCCUGAAGGUAACUUUAUAUAGUAUUAUUUUUAAUAAUUUCGUGUAUUGAGACAAAGUUUGCAUACAUUGAACCAUCAGAAAGCAAAGGUGUCAUCUCAGCCACUCAUGUGGUCAAUUUGUGGUUGUUUGAUGUCACCAUCAUUCCUGACUGAAUUUAUAUGCUACCAAUAAGCAGUUACUAUACUUAUUCAUGCAUAACUACUUAACAGUAAAAAAAAAAUGACAUAAUUCGCAUAGGAACAAAGACGGCAAAAAAAAAAAAAGUCAUACCAUUGAUACAGUGAAAAAAUAAUGUGGUCAGGGUAGCUAGGCAACAGUAGCAUCACCAGAAACCUGUAUCAGCUGGUUAAGGGCAGCAACAAACAAUGGCAGGCUUUCAGUCUCCCACUUACGAUGCUGUGUUUUAAAAGGUUAUUGUAUACUGCAUAUUAUUUUUGUAGGUGAGGAGAAACAGAAGCAGUUGAAGGGCCAGAAGUGAGUCUUUCUAGGGGUGUGGUGGCAUUCUGCUGGAUGGCUUUUUAAAAUGGGUUUUUUCCUUUAGGGAGACCGAAUAAACUGUGUUGUGCACCUGC
This is a messenger RNA of Piliocolobus tephrosceles (Ugandan red Colobus), 3051 nucleotides long. RefSeq names its product regulator of microtubule dynamics 1 (gene RMDN1). The record is from RefSeq and is a predicted model, not a curated record. Gene Ontology annotation, molecular function: microtubule binding. Bases 153 to 1097 code for a protein of 314 amino acids. Gene Ontology annotation, cellular component: spindle microtubule; cytoplasm; mitotic spindle pole. NCBI's taxonomy places the organism in Eukaryota, Metazoa, Chordata, Mammalia, Primates, Cercopithecidae. The transcript is spliced from 10 exons.